UUCUCUCUCUUUUUCGAUACAAUCGAAAGAAUGAAGAAACACGACGAAAUCAAAACCAUCGAACCUUUGAUCGUUUUCCAGAAACAAUGAUCUCGCCUCGUCGUCUUCUUCUUCCUGAGAUGUUAUCGAGAUCGUUGCUGAAUAAACUCGAGAAAGAGAUCUUGUCUCGUCUUCUUCUUCUUCGAUUCGAUCCAAGUCUUCGACCUAUGGAGAAGGCUGUGGAAUACAAGAGAGCCCUCACAGCUGCCAAAUUAGAAAAGGUUGCUUACAAACUUUAGCAACCAUACCAGUUUGGAUUGGUUUAUACGAAGCUCUCUACAACGUGGCGAAUGAGGGGCUUUUCACAGACGGUUUCUUUUUAGAGGAAAGUUUGGCCUUGUUUAUAUAGUAUGAGAGAAGCGGGAAAGAUAAUGCGAGAAUAGAUGUAUAUAUGUAGCAUAUGUAUGAAGUUUUUUGUAUCUGCUUUUUGCCUUUGUUCUCCCUUUAUGCACUUGUGUAUUUUUAAGACAUAAUUUUUAAUAAAAAUAAUAAAACACUAAGGGAUGACUAAUGGGAAUAAAAAUAAAUAAAAACAAGAGUGUAAAGAUGUAAACUUAGAUUAAUAUUAUUUUUAAUAUUAUUAAAAGUUAGUGACACUCAAAUAAGAAUGUGGAAUGGGAAUGCUCUAAUUGCAUUGAUUUAAACAGAAUAUUCGUUAAUUGUGUGGCAGCAUAUGUAGUUGGUAAUAGCUAUUUCCGUAUGAUUACUAUUCUCGUUUUGGCGUAACAGGUAAAGACAAAAGUUCUUUGGUUUCUCUUUUAGAAUAAAUUAUGUAGAAAAAUGUUACGUUGAGGUUUUGAUAUAAUUUAGUCCCCUAACCAUCCCAUAGAGUCGGUCGUGAAGUAUAUAUGUGGAAAUUUACGUCAAGAAAAUAAAAUAAAUAAUAGUGAGUCCUUCGUCUUUUUUUAAUGUUGAAAUACAAGAAUAAAUUAUGUAAGUCCUUCGUCUUUGUUUUCUAUUUUUUCUUGUUCAACUCUCCAAAAACGUAUUUGUUUAUUAAUUAAAUACAAGAAUAAAUAAACUACCGAGCAACGUUCAGUUUCUCUCAUACUCAUACACAACUCAAAGAUCUUUCUACAUGCAUGGGUUCUUUCAACUUGCCUCACACGUCACCAUCCAAGGGGGGAAGUGAAACAUUUCUUCGUAAUGUGUUUGAGAAUAUACUGAAGACGUACCUAAAGAAGAACCCAACGGCGAACAAAAUAUGGGAACUUGUUCAGUCAGUGGACAACGAGAAGAUCGUAUACGACCACUUCACUUUCUAGACUCUUAAGGUUGAUGGCUACGGAAUUGAUUCUUUGGCAAGUUUCUUCAUGGAUUAUGGAUAUAAAAUUCGAGGUGAAUAUUAUUUUCCAAAGAACCUACGAGUUCUCUGGUUUUCUCCUCCCGACUUUCACGUCCCCGUUGAUGGUCACGGUCUAAGCAACGGCUCUUUGCCACAACUUGUUCUAGCUGAGGUUGUUGUGGAUGAACUAAGCCCUGAAUCACAGGAGAUAAUAAAGAAGUAUUUAAAACCAGAAGGUGGUAAACAAGCCCUUCUUUCAUGUAUUUUGGGGAAUUUAAUUUGGGAGAAGCCUACAUGGACCGACUUCAAUACACUUGCCAAAGAAAACGAAUUUGCGGCAUGGGUACUUAUCCAUGGCUACACAAUGAACCAUCUUGCAUUUUCCGUUCAUCGAUUCAAACACCGUUUCAAUGACAUCAUAUGCCUCAAAGAGUAUCUAGAAGGAAAGGGAUUCGAGCUCAAUAAAGACGGAGGAGUUCUGAAAGUGAGUCAAGAUGGUCUACUGUUACAACUCUCGUCGAUCUCGGAGAAACUUGCGGUUGAAUUUGCAGACGGAGUAACUGAAACAGUCCCGGCUUCUUUUAUUGAGUUCAUUGACCGUCAAGUUCUUCCACAGUUUAAAGAUCUGCCUCAUGACCAGAUUGAAGAGUACCAUAGACGCAAAGACUUUGAUUUCGAUAAUGGAAAAAACAUUUUGGACAGCGCCCGCUUCAGCUCAGUUUGGUCCAAUCCUGUCUGAAAUAAAAUUAAAGUAAAAGUAAAUGUUUGCAAAUCAAGUAUGAAGUGUGUUUAAUAUGUGUUUUGUUAUAUCUAUGUGUAAAAAACGCAGCUCAUGUGGAGUGACGAUUACUUAAUAAGCUAAAUAUGUAUG
Messenger RNA from Camelina sativa (false flax), 2195 nucleotides. Lineage: Eukaryota; Viridiplantae; Streptophyta; Magnoliopsida; Brassicales; Brassicaceae. The record is from RefSeq and is a predicted model, not a curated record.